Messenger RNA from Uloborus diversus, 561 nucleotides. RefSeq names its product zinc finger protein 775-like. NCBI's taxonomy places the organism in Eukaryota, Metazoa, Arthropoda, Arachnida, Araneae, Uloboridae. Gene Ontology annotation, molecular function: DNA-binding transcription activator activity, RNA polymerase II-specific; RNA polymerase II cis-regulatory region sequence-specific DNA binding. The transcript has 4 exons. The coding region runs from base 1 to 561 and encodes 186 amino acids. Gene Ontology annotation, cellular component: nucleus. The record is from RefSeq and is a predicted model, not a curated record. Gene Ontology annotation, biological process: regulation of transcription by RNA polymerase II.
AUGUGUAAAACUACUGGCAUUAAGGGUGCUAUUGGCUCUGAAGACCUCUUCAGUUCUGCAAUUGGUUGUAUGACACCAAAUUCAGCAUUUUCUUUCUUUCUAGCUGUCAACAUAACACAAAAGGAUGGCAAGGCCAUAAAAUGUUACAAGUGCCCUUUCUGCAAUCAUUUUUCUCAUUUUUCUGCAAAUAUAAAGAGGCAUAUACUGACUCAUACUCAAGAACGACCUCAUGUUUGUGGUAUCUGUAAGAUGUCUUUCAAUCAAAAAAUCACUUUACAGAACCACCAUAUGCGUGUCCAUAUGAAGGUGUUAAACAUAUUUUUUUUUCCUUUUCUUUUGUUAGUUGUGAGCUUAAUGCGAAGGGAUGGAACUUCAAUUAGAUGUUACAAGUGUCCUUUCUGUUCACACAUGUCGAAUUUUUCUGGCAAUGUUAAGAGGCAUAUAUUAACUCAUACACAAGAAAGACCUUAUGCUUGUGUUGUCUGCAAGAAAUCCUUCAACCAAAAAAUUAAUUUACAAAGCCAUCAUAUUCGUAUUCACGGAACGAAUGUAAAUUUAUAA